This is a messenger RNA of Aspergillus welwitschiae, 843 nucleotides long. RefSeq lists its product as uncharacterized. The transcript has 2 exons. The record is from RefSeq and is a predicted model, not a curated record. Lineage: Eukaryota; Fungi; Ascomycota; Eurotiomycetes; Eurotiales; Aspergillaceae. The coding region runs from base 396 to 590 and encodes 64 amino acids.
GGCAGGACUUCAAAUGGCUCGAAUCUCCCCUGUCGACCUCCCAGACCCCCAGUCUCUGUCCGGCAGUAACGAGUCAAAUCAUCUAGACUACCGCCGCAAAACCGACUCGCGUGGUCUGCCUAGGUCCCCGCAAUAAUAAAGUCAGAGAUAACGGCGCUGCCCACUGCUCGCGCGCUCCACUCCAGGCAGCUUCACUGCAGCUUCACUCAUCAUCCCGUGAGCUCCGACCGAGGAACCAGCCUCUAUCUAGCACGGCAAGAUUUGUCUGCCACUUCAUUUAAACCGGCGAUAUAAAUAUCACAUUUAAAGACCCUGAUCGUCCUGUUUCUUUGUUCGCUAGUCCUCACUAGACGGAUCUUCGACCACUAGCGUGGAUCAUAACCCUUUUCCUUCCCAUGGAAUCGAUGCUUGCUUCGACUGUUGAUCUCAUGGCUCGCCGCUUCUUUCCUGGACAUAGCGCCGCUCUAGGCCUGAGUCUGUUUCUCUUUCUGUUUAUGUUUCUUCCGACGCUCGUGGUCUUGCUAGCUGUCGUGGUAUUCUUCCUGUUCUACUAUCCUCGUCUCCAGAAGCCGUCGUCGCAUGAUCAUUAGAUUCUGCGUAUUUGGAAGCAGACGCUUUGUACAAUAUAAUAUAUGGAAUACGGAGUUUACGACAUGAUACCACCGGGCUUUUGAGAAUGUUACUUAUAUAUCAUGUAUUAUUACGUAGCAUGAUAUACACCAUGAGUGAUUCUACCUACUUUUUAUAAUAUGAAGAUACUACAGAAAGCUUUUUCAAAUUGACUUUACAUGGCUACAGCAUGUAAUUACAUUUAAUUUAUCACUUGAACUGCUACUAUUAGAC